Messenger RNA from Schistocerca cancellata (South American locust), 1694 nucleotides. Its product is annotated as acetylcholinesterase-like. Lineage: Eukaryota; Metazoa; Arthropoda; Insecta; Orthoptera; Acrididae. The record is from RefSeq and is a predicted model, not a curated record. Bases 1 to 1665 code for a protein of 554 amino acids. The transcript is spliced from 10 exons.
AUGCAUUCCGUCACGCUGUUGCUGUUGGCUGUGGUCUUGUACACAGGGGCAGCGGUUGUCCCGCGCCGUUCCACGGUUCAAGAGGGGGACGACGUAUUCGUGACUGUGGAGAACGGAGUUCUGAGGGGCGUGGUAGCCACAUCACUGAACGGCGCUCUCUACAACCAGUUCCUGGGCGUACCAUACGCCACACCGCCGCUGGGAGAUCUGCGAUUCCGUGCCCCGCAGCCAGCGGCCUCGUGGUCCGGUAUUCGAGAUGCCCUGUCCUUUGCCGACAUGUGCACUCAGCCCGGCCUUAUGGGCCUGUUGCCCAAUGCUACCGGCUCCGAAGACUGCCUUUACCUGAACGUCUACGUACCGGCUGCGGCGAGUGGUCCUCUGCCAGUCAUGUUUUACAUCCACGGCGGCGGCUUCAAGUUUGGACAUCCCUUCUUCAGCAAUCCGGACUACUUAGUGGAGAAGGGUGUUGUGUUGGUCACAAUCUCUUAUCGCCUUGGUGCCCUUGGCUUCCUGAGCCUGAUGAACGACGACAUCCCGGGCAAUGCGGGGCUCAAAGACCAGGUGCUGGCGCUGCAGUGGGUGCAGAGAAACAUCGCGGCCUUCGGUGGAGAUCCCAGCAAGGUCGCCAUCUUUGGGGGGAGUGCAGGAGCUGGCUCCACAUCACAUCUCUUCCUCUCGCCGGUGACCAAGGGGCUCUUCAGCGAAGUGAUUAUGGAAAGUGGGGUGGCAACAGCCCCUUGGGCGCUGACGGACAAGCCGCGCGAGAGGGCUUACCGCAUGGGAGAGGCGCUCGGCUUCCAGACGCAGGGCGAUAACCACACUGACGACGACGACGCGCGACUGUCUGCCUUCCUUCGCGCCGCCAACGCCUCCGACCUCGCCAGGGAUGACACUAUCGCCCUCACGGAAUUCGAGAAGCGCUGUCCCCUGCCGCUGGCUUUCCUGCCCGUCGUGGAGCCGCCCUCGGACUCUGCGGUGAUCGCCGAGCCUCCAGCGGACAGGCUGAGAGCCGGCAGCUACAACCGAGUUCCCAUCAUGCUGGGCGUCACCUCCGGAGAAGGAUUAGUCAUACUUGGAAACUCCAAACUGCUGACGGAGGCGGGAGUCGCCGACAUGAAGGAGAACUUCACGGCAAUGAUCGCUCCUCAGCUGCCGCUGCCCACGGGGGAACAGCGGACUCGCGCGGCGGAACAGCUGGAGCAGUUCUACUUUGGGGACGAGGGCUUCUCUAUGGAGCAGAUGCAGUCCGUUAUUGAUUUGUUUUCCGACGUCUACUUCAUUAAUGCAGCGGACUCCUUCGCUAGAGCAGUGGUGAACGCCAGUACUAUACCUGUUUUUUUCUACUACUUCGACUACAAUGGCACCGGCUCCACGGAAUAUGGUAUGCAACAUGGAGGAGAAGGUUCAUAUCUCUUUCCUAGCGUCUUACUUGGACCAGACACGGACCCUAAUUCCAACGAUGGGAAGGUAGCAGAUCAGUUGACAAGUUUAUGGACCAAUUUCGCUAAAUAUGGCGAUCCAGCACCAUCUGGAAAUCCAGCAGUGUGGGAGAAGUUCUUGGCAAAUGCUACCAACUAUCUGGAUAUGGAACUGGAAUUUGUGACACGUCAAGACAUGCUGAAGGAACGGAUGGAUUUCUGGAGAGAACUUCUAUCGUCACAAUGAGUUACAUGCUGUGGUACACAUUGUUUGCU